Messenger RNA from Yamadazyma tenuis ATCC 10573, 936 nucleotides. RefSeq names its product microtubule-binding protein (gene BIM1). The record is from RefSeq and is a predicted model, not a curated record. Gene Ontology annotation, molecular function: microtubule plus-end binding. Lineage: Eukaryota; Fungi; Ascomycota; Pichiomycetes; Serinales; Debaryomycetaceae. Gene Ontology annotation, cellular component: spindle midzone; microtubule plus-end; microtubule organizing center. Gene Ontology annotation, biological process: regulation of microtubule polymerization or depolymerization; protein localization to microtubule; spindle assembly.
AUGGUUGGGGAAUCAAGAACAGAGCUACUCAAGUGGCUCAACAAUACUUUGGACCUCUCGUACACCAAAGUCGAGCAGUGUGGAAAUGGUGCAGCGUAUUGUCAGCUCAUGGACUCGAUUUAUCAGGAUGUGCCUAUGGCCCGAGUUAAGAUGGGGGCUAAAACCGAUUACGACUGCUCGACCAACAUGAAGAUUCUUCAGGCUUCGUUUCAAAAACACGGCGUGUCACGUAACAUCGAUGUGGACAGAAUCAUCAAGUGCCGGCUCCAGGACAACUUGGAGCUUUUGCAAUGGCUCAAAAAGUAUUGGAUGGAAAGGAAGGAUUUGAACAUCGAAUAUGACGCUGUCGGUAGACGACAGGGAAGAACUGCAGCCCCCACGCCUGGGUCGAGCCGCCAAGUCAGCAGUGCUGGUGGCAGUGUGAGAUCGGUGCUGGCGUCGUCACGGGCGCCGUCUGCCGUUGGAAGUCGUAUUAAUGCCGGUCCCAGAAGCAUCAGCGGACCUGUUUCUUCAAGCAUAAGCAAUGGUUCCUCCGGCGGUGCCACGGCCACCAGUGCAAAAGUGGUGCAGCUAACCAAGCAGUUGGCGGAGGCCAGAACUCAUAUCGAGGAGUUGACGGCCGAAUUGCAGCAUGUCAAAGAGGAAAGAGACCCGUUGGAAAUCGAACGCAACUUCUUCUACAAUAAACUUAUCAGCAUCGAAGAACUCGUCAAUAUUACCAAAGAGGCGGUGGCCAACAACCAACAAACAGUGGUGUUGGGAGACCGGACCAUUGGUGCUGGGUCGAUGGAACUUAUCGAUGAGGUGUAUGCGAUUCUAUGUGCUACCCAGGAGGGGUUUGAAAUUAGUAACGGAGACGACGAUGGGGUGGUUGCUGCCGAUGUCGAAAUGUCGGUGGAGGCCGACCGAUUCAAUCUCGAGGCCGAAACUUUUUAG